Peromyscus maniculatus bairdii (prairie deer mouse) is the source of this 10412-nucleotide messenger RNA. It is a transcript of the gene Fhip1a, whose product is annotated as FHF complex subunit HOOK interacting protein 1A. The record is from RefSeq and is a predicted model, not a curated record. Lineage: Eukaryota; Metazoa; Chordata; Mammalia; Rodentia; Cricetidae.
CCCUGCCGCCGCCCCGCCCAGGCUCCUCGGAGGGUGCGGGCUGUGUGUGGGGCGGGAACGAGUCCCGGACCUGCCAAGGGCUGACGCGCAGGAGAAAAGUUGUGCCUUGACCUUCUCUCUCUCUCGGUGAUUUGUCCCCGGGUCCUCAGGCUGAGUGGAAACCGGGGCUGGAGGUCACCGCGCCCAGACGCCCGAGGGCAGCUGCCCGGGCGCCCGGAGUUGGGUGUUGGGCCCGGGAGGAGCCGGCUCUGCCCCGCAGUUAGUGCCCUGCGCACUGGCGGCUCGGUUGUCCCCCGGACUGCCGCACAAACUUUCUGACUGUCGAGGGGACACUGCGUGCGUGGCGGGUGGACCGCCCGUAGUGCUGGGAAUGGAACUAAAACUUCAUGAAUUCUAGAUUUUGAGUCUCUGGGGGUUUCCUGACAGAGCCAAAUGUUAGAGAAGUCCUUCGCAUUCCUCUGCAAGGUGAAGUGAACGAAUACAACCCGAGAGUGUGUGGAGAAGAAAGGCAUUCACAGAGCAGUGGUGGCAGAACUUUGUUUAGCAGCCCCCGUUGCAUGUUCAGUUUGCUGAAUCCUGCUGUGAGGGCGUCAGUCAGUGGCAUCACCAAUCCAGUUGUGAAACAGGUUUUGGAAAGUGACCAUGAAGACUGAAGAAGUUACAUUUUUAACAUGAUACCUGAAGUUAAUGACUGCCUCCAACGUUUUCUUGAAAAUUAAAUAUGACUUAGAAGUGUCAAAAGUUUAUGAUGUCAUCAGUUUCGACAGAAAGCAAACUCCAGCAGGCUGUCAGCCUGAAGGGAGUUGACCCAGAAACAUGCAUGAUUGUGUUUAAGAACCACUGGGCACAGGUGGUUGAUAUGUUGCAGGUUGUGAAGAUCUUAGAGAAGCAUGACCCCCUGAAGAACGCCCAGGCAAAAUAUGGGUCCAUCCCCCCAGAUGAGGCCAGCGCUGUGCAGAACUAUGUGGAACACAUGCUUUUUCUGCUAAUCGAAGAACAGGCCAAGGAUGCUGCGAUGGGGCCAAUUCUGGAAUUUGUGGUCUGUGAGAAUAUCAUGGAAAAGCUCUUCCUUUGGAGCCUGAGACGGGAAUUCACCGAUGAAACCAAAAUCGAGCAGCUAAAGAUGUAUGAGAUGUUGAUCACCCAGUCGUCCCAGCCUCUGCUGCACCACAAGCCCAUCCUCAAGCCCCUGAUGAUGCUGCUAAGCUCCUGUUCCGGGACAGCAACCCCAGCUGUGGAGGGGAAGCUAGUUGUCCUGCUCAACCAGCUCUGCUCCAUCCUUGCCAAAGAUCCAUCCAUUUUAGAACUCUUCUUCCACACCAGCGAGGACCAAGGGGCCGCCAACUUCCUCAUCUUCUCCCUUCUGAUACCCUUCAUUCAUCGAGAGGGCACAGUAGGCCAGCAAGCUCGGGAUGCUUUGCUGUUUAUCAUGUCUCUCUCUGCUGAGAACAGCAUGGUGGCCAAUCACAUCGUGGAGAAUACCUACUUCUGUCCAGUACUUGCAACUGGACUCAGUGGCCUCUACUCGUCCCUGCCCACAAAGCUGGAAGAAAAGGGUGAGGAGUGGCACUGCCUUCUGAAAGACGACUGGCUGCUGCUGCCUCCCCUCGUGCAGUUCAUGAACUCGCUGGAGUUCUGUAAUGCAGUCAUCCAGGUGGCCCACCCUUUGAUUCGCUCUCAGCUGGUCAGCUACAUUUACAAUGGAUUCUUGGUACCAGUAUUGGCUCCUGCCCUCCAUAAGGUGACGGUGGAGGAGGUCAUGACCACAACUGCAUACCUGGACCUUUUCCUGCGAAGCAUCUCUGAACCAGCACUUCUGGAGAUCUUCCUCCGCUUCAUCCUCCUGCACCAACAUGAAAAUGUCCACAUUCUGGACACUCUCACCAGCCGGAUCAACACCCCUUUUCGGCUCUGUGUGGUGUCCCUGGCGCUGUUCAGAACUCUCAUCGGUUUACACUGUGAAGAUGUGAUGUUACAACUAGUUUUAAGGUAUCUGAUCCCCUGCAAUCACAUGAUGCUGAGUCAAAGGUGGGCCGUGAAGGAAGGAGACUGCUACUCCGUGUCCGCGGCCAAGCUGCUUGCCUUGACGCCCGUCUGCUGUACCAGUGGCAUCACCCUGACCCUUGGGACCCAGGAAAGGGAUUACAUCCUCUGGUCAAAGUGCAUGCAUGCUGGUUCAGGACCCGAGGAACAGCCGCUGCCAGAAGCGCCCUGCCCAUCUCCUCCACCCGCCCCUCCUUCCCCUCCUGGCCCAGCAGCCUGCAUUGUGGAGUAUGGGAAGACCCUGGACAUCAGCUACCUGCAGUAUCUGUGGGAGGCCCACGCCAACAUUCUCCACUGCAUGAGGGACUGCAGGGUGUGGUCAGCCCUCUAUGAUGGGGACUCACCUGACCCCGAGACCUUUCUGCAGAGUCUGCCAGAGGAGAGCCGAGAAAGUUCAGGCCCGCCGGAGGCUAGACUCUCUCAGCAGCACACCAGGACAGCAGGCCAGACGAAGGACAAGAACCAGUCAGAGCUGGAAUGGGAUGACAGCUAUGACACUGGCAUCUCAUCUGGAGCUGAUGUGAGCUCUCCUGGGCCCUACGACGACGUGGAGACUCCAGCCCCACCGGCACCCGUUGACCCCCCCAAACACAUCCAAGAGAUGAAGAAGAACGCCAUCCUCCUCUUCAAAGGGUCCUACAUAGAAGAGUCAGACUUCCAGGAUGACGUGAUGGUAUAUAGGCUGUGUGCUGAGAAGGACUCUGAGGACGCCAGGGAGCCACAGGGAGACGUGGCUGACCCACCAGCUGAGGCCCAGCCCCAGGACCAGCCUGAAGCCCAGAGUCCCCCCAUGAGCAACGGACCUCUCUUUAGCCCUGAUCCUGAGGCAGAGGCACGACCCAGCAGGGAGAGUUCAGACCUGUGUCAGAACACGUUCUCAGAAGCCAAGCAAGAGAGUGAGCCUGAUGCAGCCUUGGAAUCAAACCCGGGGUUGACAGCCCCUGCAUUUGAGGUGGACGUCCAGUCAGACCUGCCCGUUGCCAACUCAGAGAGUGAAGAUUUUAUUGCACAGUACGACCAAAUCAUCCAAGAGCUGGAUUCUGGCACCGAGGGCUUGAUGGACCAGAGCAUCCCUUCCUCUGACCCCCCGCUUCUUACAAACCAGGAAGAGAGGCGAGAAGAAGGCAGAGGAGAAGAGGAGGAUGACUUCGACUCCCUCAUGGCAGAAGCUCCUGCUGUGGAGACUGUGCCGUCCCCAUUUGGUGUCAGAGAGGACGCGGCCUUCACCAGUCACCAUCCCGUGAGGACUCAAAGCACCCCGUUCACAGGUCCAUUCAUCAGUGUGGUCCUGUCAAAGCUGGAGAACAUGCUAGAGAACUCUCUGCACGUCAACUUGCUUCUCAUUGGCAUCAUCACCCAGCUGGCCAGCUACCCCCAGCCACUCCUGCGCUCCUUCCUCCUCAACACCAACAUGGUCUUCCAGCCCAGCGUCCGCUCUCUCUACCAGGUCCUCGCGUCUGUGAAAAACAAGAUUGAGCAGUUCGCUUCCAUGGAGAGGGACUUCCCAGGGCUCCUCAUCCAAGCCCAGCAGUACCUGCUCUUCCGCGUGGACAUGUCUGAUGUGACCCCUGUGGCACUCACCAAAGAUCCCAUUCAAGAGGUCUCCAGGACAGAAGGUGACAAGACCCUUGUGGAUAGCCCUCCACGAGUGCUUCAGCCCUUCCUGGGCCACAGAGCCAAGGUGCCUGGGGCACCCCCAAACCUGCCUCUGCCAGUGAAGAACACCAUGCUGGCUGCCGCUCUCUUCCCAGAGUUCCUGAAGGAGCUGGCAGCCUUGGCUCAAGAACACUCAAUUCUGUGUUACAAGAUCCUGGGGGACUUCGAGGACUCCUGCUGUUAGCUUUUUAUACUACUAUUUUAAUAGAGAUUCGGUUUUAUAAGGUUAUAGUGUCUUGACUGAAUGUUAAAUGCAAAGCUGCUUAUCAAAAACUGUCUACUUGGAUACUUCCUGACAAUACUUGAUUUGUAGAGAGGGUUUUUGUGUGCAUCUCCUCUCUCCAGCCGGGUCUCCCCUUAUUAUACAGAAUGUAAGUCUCUGGGCUGGUGGUCCUCUUGGCGGGUCUUUCUGCCCAGUGUUUCCUCUUCACAUGAUCCGUAGUUGCUCUUCCAUCCCUUGGAGUGGAUCAUUCAGCUUGUAGUUCAGACAGCUCCGAGCACACACUGAGGUUCUGUGACCUCUGCACACCCAUGGGUGGGUGUCAGCUAGUCAGCAGCCUCAGGGAAGUUCCUCCACAGCUGCCUGCACAUGCCUGUUACCCUCUACCCUCUGUAAACUGCAAGAACAAUGUGGAGCUCCGCCUGCCACACAGGUACACAUCAUCUGCCGCUAUGAAUUUACUUCUAGGACUUGCAAUCUCUCCACACGCAUUGCCUUAUGUUGUGGGAGAAUUCCCCAGCCCCGGCUGCCUGCCCGAAAAUUCACACGGAAAGAAUUUGGAAUGUGGGGAGUUUUUUCCUGCUGCUGCUUGAAAGCUUGCUCUAGUCACUGGGGCACAACCCAAACCCAAGACUGCCUUAAUUUAGGAAGAUUUGCACAAAGUGAAGCAAACCUAUGCACACUUUGGAUCUUAGGCAUUUGAUCAGAUGAACAAAGUGUGGUAUCGUAUAUUUAUGCAAAAAAAACCCCAACCCUUAUUGUUUAGGUGUUUUAUGAAAAGAAAUGUUAACUUGUGAAGCCAUAGAGGAUGUUUUUUGUGGGAGUGGGCAGAGUUUGGAAUGGGUACAAAAGAUAAAAUUAUGCUGACGCAACUUGUGAAAACACUGGUUGUUAUUCUCUUCUGCUAAUAGGUUGCACUUUGUAGAGAAGUGAGCACUGUGCAGCUCCUGUUGGCGGCUGGGAUGGAAAUGCAUACGGGUCCCAGGGAGCUUGUAAAGCUAGGUGCCUACUGGUGACUCCCUCUUCAUGGCCGUGGCGUAUGUCUAGUAUCCAGUUGUGGAGGAUACGCCAGUGGGGAUGUACUGGUGGCGUUGGCUACUUGCCAGCCUGCUCCCAGCAGCAUGGCCAUACUUCAGCCACAGCCAUACAAAGACAGGGAAGAACCCAGAAAAAACAAGACCACAAACAACUGGUAUUUAUGAUAAUUAUUAAAGUCCCCUUAUGUUCAGAUCCAGCUCUGAAGUGAGAAGGUGGAGGGUCCCCAAUGGAAGGAUGCUAGGCCCAGCUCUGUUCUUUGUGGGCAUCUCUGCUGAGCCCCAAGGGUGGCACCAGUUCCAUUAGUUGUACCUCAGGAACGCUAGUAUGUCAUUCAGGUCCUGGUACCGGAGGGCAUUGGAGAGCUGAGGGGUCUUUGUGGGGUCUUGAAGCAGCUUUGCUUUGAGGAAGCUGGAGAGCCAGGCCAUGAGACAAAUGCCCUGGAGAUCUGGCCAGGGCUCGGUGAGCUUUAGGAGCCAGCCUAGCAGUGUAUCAUAGGCUAAACAAGGAUCCUUGAUACCUGUUCAUGGAACAUUGCUGACUUUACAUUUGUCCUGAAAAGCAGUUUGCCUAGCCAUGGUGCAGCAGCCAGCACAUGGAAAGCACAGUAAAUUGGCCUGCUCUUGCCUUCCUGAUGAGUGCCCACAAGUCUCCAUUGAGAAGGAGAGUGGCUUCAGAGAGGAACAACUAGAGGAAUUGUUACUCCUUCAACCCCACUUUGUCUGGUUAUCUGUGUUUGCCAUGUCACUGAAUGCUGAAGCCGUAUCUGCAAAUGGAGUUCUUUAGCUUUGUGGUUUUAUGCCCAUCAUUAUCGGUAUUGGUUCUUCUCAAGUCCUUAUUUCUUUUUUCUUCUUCCUUUAAAAAAAAUAUGCUAAGCAAGCAUGCUGCUACUUGGCUAUACUCUCUACCUUUUCUACAUAUUUAUUAAUUUAUUAUACACCCCAGAGUCCCCUUCGUGGAAGGUGCUUGUUGGGCAAGAGUGACUGUGUGUUGUUCUCCCCCACCCCACCCCAAGGUACUGAUGUAGACUUAGGUUAAGGGGGAAGGGUCUGGAAAUCAGGUUCCCUGGGGUGGGAUGUUGAUAGCAAACUCACUUGGCUCUUCUCUGAAUGCUUCCAGACUUCCCUAAGAGGGCUGUGCUCAGAGUUUUACAAAACAGAAGUCAGAAAACUGAUCUGGGAAUAGAGCAUCGAGCACCUCAAGGCCCGUGCAGUUGAGCUAAGUAGUCAGGAAUGGUGUGGACUUGCCCAGAGCAAAUCUGAGCUACAGACAGAGCAAGUCCCGAUGAUUUGGAAGAGUGAACACUGCUCUGGGCAGACAGGUGACGACAGGAGCUCUUUGUGGGGAAGGAAGAGUCGCGAGGUAGGUUAUCUUAGUCCCAAAGUUCACAGGUUGACCAUCCCCCUCCCCUCUCUGGUAAUACAUUUUGGGAGAGAAAUUUGAAAGAUAUCUGACAUGUCUAAAAUAUGGUCCAGGGACUGUGUCCUCUCCCUGUGACAGGCGUCAUCAGCUGCCAUGCCUGAGGAGCAGCAGUAGACACCACUGUUUGGCACAGACCCUGGACUGGCGUCGCUGUGUCUAGCCCGAUGGACCUCAGCAGGGACAGGGGGAAGAGGGUUCCUGGAACAUCACAACAUUAACCUGGGUCCAUAAUUCAAGGUCUGAUUUAAGGUCUAGACUGAGUGAAUUUUAUGGUUCAAAAUACAUGAGCACACCGGGAUAGUUAAAAUUGAUUUUUUAAAAAAUCUGAACAAAGAAAAUCCAGUGUAGAAUUCCAGUCUCCCAGCUCUGGAGUGCAGUUGCAAGAAGAACUAAUUAAAGGUGGUUUGAUCAUCAAACCCCUCCUUUCUCUGAUGCAGCCACUGGAAGAUGGCCCCCAUUUGGUUUAACGUGGUUGGGGAAAGUAGGGUGACACCCCGCCCCCACCCCACCCGAGAGUGGAGUGAUAUCUGUUGUGUGACAUGGUCUCCAUUCAGUGCUCUGCAGUCCUCAGGAGCAGGUCCUCACCAAGUGGCUUGUAUUUAGGUUAGAUGUAGUUGUUGGUUUUCAGCCCACUAAGACAUCUUGAGGUGGGGUGUCGUCAUGUGAAUCAAAGCUAGAAACUGGAUCUGUGAAUGUCUGGGGUUGGUCUAGUCGGGGCAGCCAGUCGUUUGCAUCCCUGCAGUAAUCACGUGAGCUUGCUUCCAGCUCCAUUUAGAGGUCUAAAGUUGUAAUGUGGCUACCCAUUCCGGAUUGGUGUACCCCAGGUUACUCUCAGUAGGGAAGUCUGGCCAGCAUGGUGGAGCAUGUCACAGGCAUGAUAUUAAACAUGCCUGUGUUCCAGUUCUCACUGGAGGGCAGCCUGGUUCGGUUGCUGAUGAGCAGCCGGGGGUUUGCCGAGACGGCUGUCGGGCUUGCCAUCUUCAUGACGUGCUUCCUGGCAGGGCAGCUGCUCAUGCACAUGCCACUUCAAGUCACUGGCCGGGACGGUACAGUUCGCUGCACACCUCGAGUCACUUCCGCCCUUAGCUUUCCCGAGGCAGCGGUUCCCCUGGCAGCUGAGGCCACAGCAGCUUUAGACCAUUUGGGGGAUAUCUUAGCCCUUUCCACGUCCUCUGCCCAUCACAUACCAGCUUAGAACAACUUGUCAAGAGUGUGUGCUCCACCCUUAAGUCCAUCAAGGAAGGAGACAUUUAUAGAGAAUGGAGUUAGACUUUAUCUUCUUUUGGAAUGACCAUCAUAAACCUAAUGCUUCACAAAAAGCUCUUGGAUGACUCAGAAUGGCUUCUGGGAUAAUUUUGCCUCAGCAAAUCCCCUUUACAUCCAGGCAUUAUUAACUCAUUACUUGUUUUGGAGGGCAGAUUAUCUUGGCGGCUUGUUAACUGGAUAAACAGGGCUUUAGGAAGAGAUUUUCUGUGGAGCUCUUUAGGGGAACGGGACCACAGGAGAGGGAGAGGGAGAGGGAGGCUGGGUGGGUCGGUAUCUGUGGUUCCUUGUCCCAGAGCCCGCCUGCUGAUGUAGCUGGUUUUAGCUAGAACUGGGCACAGCAAGCUGUGUUCUUGUCUUUGAAGGUGUGAGUUCACCCAGGUCCCUGCUGCCCACACAACCCUGACCACAGGAUUUUGUCCCUGUGUUCCUUCCGGGUUCUUUCAGGGAGCUGAGAUGGGCUGUGUCACCUCAGAACCUGAAAAGGCAGGCGACGGAAGUGCUCAGGCCAGGUUAUCUAGUCACUGAGCUGAGGCUGCACAAGCCUGACCUCAGUAUGUCAAGUGAAAUGUCCUGGACAAGUCUACAGAAGGAGCACUGACAGCCAGGCCUCUCCCGUCCCUGCAGACACUGGACACGGGGUCGGGUGCUGAUGAUCUUAAAAGACUCUGCUCAGCCCUGACCUGGGAGCCCAUGGAAGCGGACUUCAUGCAUUGCCUUUUACUUGCCCACCCAUGGGUCGUGGAGAAGCAGUCCCCAGGUGUAUCUGUCUAGAAGCUGCCAAAGCAGCCCAGUGGCCGCAUCCACACUGCUUCUGGCAGUGGGCUAAUUACAUGGCCUUCUAGAUGGACUGUUUUCCCUCAUUAGUCUUUGGAGUCCUUGAAAUGAGAACAGCUAAAUUCAAUCUAAUUGAAAGACACAAUAUAAACUGUGAGCCAUGCCAUAGGCUACAAUACUGAGAUGACCCACUUGAAGAUUCUCAAACCUUUCACGGCUAUUUCCCGAUUACCAAUAAUUAUGUUAGGGGGGCAGGGAUGGUACUGACCUCGGCUGAAUACUGGUAGGUUUUCUAUCUGUGCCCUGAGAGGAGUGAACAGAAGUUCCCCUCGUGCGUGGACCUGGCAAGUGUGAAAGGCUGGCGUUUGACAGAGAAGACCCAGAACUGAAAGUUGAGGUAGUGAGCAGCCCCUCCUACAAAGGGAGGGAGAAAGCUGCCUGGUCACUUGUUCCUUGGGUUAGAUGAACUGAUAUUCCCUGUGUUAGCUUCCCAUGAGGACCAUCGAUAAGCCACGACCUGGCAGGUGCAUGGAUUGGGCCUGAGCAGGCAGAGGUGGCUGGGUGGGGUGGGGCGGGGAAAUCACCAGUUUCCAGCACUUUCCCUACUCGGGAUGGCUUCUGAGUCACACAUCCAGCUACAGGUGUGUGGGUUCCACUGACAGACGGCAGAAGCCUCAGCUCUGGUGCCAACUCAUACAUUUUAGUAAGAGUUCCCCUAACUGGUACAAACAGAACCAGACCACAUCCAUGCUUGUGCAAGAAUGGGAAGUCCUUUCACGGAGGCCUGUGCACCAGCAGGCCACACUUCCUGGGGUUUAAGGGGUUCUAUAAACACAUCUUUCAGAUGUGUCAGAGCUGGCCUUGGCUUUUCCCUGGAAGCUGUGCUAUGUAGGACCUCUAGCCGCCUGGUUUAGGGUUUCAAGACAACAAGGGGACAAGGUGGUUGUGUCAGAGCUGGAUGGGAGGAGCCUCAGAAGGAGUCAGAACUGGAUGGGAAGAGCCUCAGAAAGACACUGUGAUGGCAUCACCUCUGGGAAUGCUCACUCCAUAUGCUCUUCUCAGUUGACAAAAUCGGUUCUGGAAACGACUCUUACCCAGCUGCACCACCCACCAAGGUGAGGCCAGGACUUCAGCUUGUCAGUGCUUUCUGAGAAGCUUGAUGACCAAGCCAGACCUUUUGGUAAGAAUGGAGUGUGUAAAAGCGAACCUUACUGUUCUCUGUGGAAGGUGAAGCUGAGCCCUCUGGCCACUGGCGCUCAGGCUUGCAGAGCCACCGGUGUCCCCUUUCUCUCUGUCUUGUGGGAGGUUAGCAGAACGCUCUCAACAGCCAGUCUUCAUCAGGGAACACAGUGUGGGCCCGUGGCUCCCUGGGUGAGGUAACGCUCUACAGGGCAUCUCCUCCUGCUUGUCGGAAAUAAACCACAGCAUUGGUGUCCCCUCUGUCUCAGCUUUUGGCUGGGCAAGGAGCCAUGUCUGGUGAUGGAAGUGGGUUGUCUACUCUCCCCUGUCCCUCAGCUGCCCUGGAAAGAUGGCCCCAGCAAUGAUCUUACCAAGCUGGGGAAUCUGGUCUAAGAUGAGGGCCUCCAAGGUUUCCCCCACCCCCUUCACUGACAGUUUGACAAAUAUUUCCAAAACACAUUUGGAAAACUAAUCAUUAGAAGGAGUGUGGUGUCUCUGAGGUAGCAGGCACGUAAGAAACAAGGGGGUGCCCAGGACUCUGGAGAGGAAUGGCUACCAUCACAGGUAUGGGGGUGGAGGCAAUGGCUUUCCUCAUCAUCAUCGGCUGUACUUCAAGACAGUUAAAGGUCAACAUUCUGAUUUAUUAGUUUAUAAUCUUAUUAUUUCCAGGUAAAACAAGUCAAUGUUUCAGAUCUUCUCUUUUGAUCUUUUUUUGGCCUAAAGCAUUGUGUUGGGGAAGGGUGUAAAUCUCUGAAGUGGACGUUAAUUUUUAUGUGCUAUUUUAGUAUCUAUUUUAUUCAUUAAAUUUAUCUGAGAA